AUGAUUGUAAGGUUGGUGGUUUGUCAGCAAGUUACAAUUUCAUUUGUUCCCUGGCGUGUUUCUGGUGAUUUUGUGUUGGCUAUUUGUGUGGGCAACGUAUUGGCUGAGUUUCAUUUUCGUGUUUGGCUAUUCUUUACAGAAGGUUCAUUCAGAAUUUGA
Molecule: messenger RNA, 159 nt
Organism: Melampsora larici-populina 98AG31
Lineage: Eukaryota; Fungi; Basidiomycota; Pucciniomycetes; Pucciniales; Melampsoraceae
Exons: 3
Coding region: 1-159 (52 amino acids)
Source: RefSeq, a predicted model, not a curated record